Seminavis robusta is the source of this 1371-nucleotide messenger RNA. Lineage: Eukaryota; Bacillariophyta; Bacillariophyceae; Naviculales; Naviculaceae. The record is from the annotation of a GenBank genome assembly.
AUGAGGACGGUCCAAUCUCUGACGUCCCUCUCAACUUUGGCGGUGGGAUCCACCGUCGCCUUUUCUUCCUCUCUGGCUUGGACACAAAGUCAUUCCUCGCUAGUAGUGAGCCUUGCGGUAGUCCCAAGUGCCAACGGCAUUCCCAUACCUCCUCCUGUAGAACCAAUCUUAGAAAACACCAUGAGCACCAGCCUGUCUUCUUCCACUGCAGCGUUUGUAGCCAACACACAGCCUUUCUUGGCAGAUCCCACACAGUUGCUGGGGAAGCAGCAAGUCUCGCUACCUGCUGGCCUUGCUAUGGCGUCGGUACUUGCCGAGGAAGAAACUUUGGUGGCAGAUAAUGCUUUCUUGUGGGUUCCACCCAACAAGAGCCUGAGAAACAAGUUGAAAUUGCCCACCACGGGUAUCACACAGUUGGCUUCUAGCACAGAAUUCCAACGCCCUCGCAUCGUGGGACACCGAGGAUCUCUCUAUGAGGAGCUAGAAAACACGCGUGCUGCCUUUCUAGCAUGUGCUGGGAUCUGUGACGCGGUGGAACUCGAUGUGUUCCUCUUGAAGGAUGGCAACGUUGUGGUCUUUCACGGAAGCGGAGAUGACCGAGAUCCGGGACUCUUGAGGGAAUACUGUACCAAUGUCGAUGAGGUACAACAGGGGGCCACCAGUAUCUUGGACUUGACGCUCGAAGAGGCACAAAAGCUACAAUUCAGCACGAGCAAUGCCGAACUGGCAGCCCCCGCGGCCAAGAUCCAGCAAGGUAAGAUUCCUACACUGGAACAAGUGCUGCUGGAUCUGCAGCCGACAGGUAUGGAGGUCAAGAUUGAACUCAAAGGACCAGGAACAGCUCGACCUGUCCUGGACUUGGUAGAUCGACUGAACAUGGUGCAACAAGUCUCUUAUAGUUCCUUCAAUCUUAACGAGAUUGAGACGGUCCGACAACUGAAACCACAACAAAACUCAAAUGGAAACUAUGUUUAUAGAACCGGUGCACUCUUUGACGAGGUGCCAUUGGAUUAUAUUGAACAGGCCCGGGCUGUGGGUGCCAGUGAAGUUCACCUGAGGUAUGAUACCUGUACUGUCGACCGCAUCAAGCAGAUUCAUGGCGCCGGCAUGGGCAGUAUGGUGUGGAUGCGCGGACCUGUCGGGAUGAAGGCAGAUGCGACGCAAAAGUUCUGGGAUAUUGGCAAUGAAGACGAAUCUUGCUUUUCCGCCUUGGUGGAAACUGGAGUACAGCAAUUGUGUGUGAACCGUCCCAAAGUUCUGUACGACCUUUUGGAAAAGCAACCACAAAAGCAAUCGGAGGUGCAAGAGGAUCCCGUUGUCACUGUCGCUGCCUGGCCCCUGCAAUCUGUCCGACCUGUACUGAAGGUCUGA